Molecule: messenger RNA, 1923 nt
Organism: Fulvia fulva
Lineage: Eukaryota; Fungi; Ascomycota; Dothideomycetes; Mycosphaerellales; Mycosphaerellaceae
Product: Carnitine O-acetyltransferase, mitochondrial
Exons: 4
Coding region: 1-1923 (640 amino acids)
Biological process (GO): carnitine metabolic process
Cellular component (GO): mitochondrion; peroxisome
Molecular function (GO): carnitine O-acetyltransferase activity
Source: RefSeq, a predicted model, not a curated record
AUGUUCGGGGCGCUUUCGCGAAGGCGUGGCCUCAUUUCUGCUUCUACUUCUGUGUACCGAGGGAUAGCUGCAAGCAAUCACAUCAAUAUGGCGCCUCAACAAAAGCGAAAGAAUAGCGGCUUGCCCGAAGGCUACCGAGAGGACCAUGCCAAAGGCGCAAUGCUCAGAUAUGAGGACUCUCUCCCCAGCUUACCUGUUCCCUCGCUCGAAGCGACGUCGAAACGAUACCUCAAAUCCGUCCACCCGCUCCUCACCCCUGCCGAGUACGAGAACACCAAGAUGGCUGUGGACGCAUUCGUGAAGCCCGGCGCUAUUGGUCACACACUACAAGAGAGACUUCUCCAGCGAUCGAAGGAUCCAAAGGUGAAGAACUGGUUGUCGGAGUGGUGGAACAACGCGGCAUACCUUGGCUACCGUGACCCAAUCGUCCCAUACGUUUCGUACUUCUACAGCCACCGCGAUGACCGGAAACGAAGAGACCCAGCAAAGCGCGCAGCUGCGAUUUCGACUGGCGUUCUGGAGUUUGCAAAGCAAGUGAACGACGGAUCCCUCGAGCCAGAAUACAUGAAGAAGCUACCCAUGGCCAUGAGCUCGUACUACUGGAUGUUCAACGCAUGCCGUAUCCCAGCGAAGCCAGCCGACCAUCCAGUGAAGUACAACCACGAAGACCACCAGCACAUUCUCGUCAUCCGAAAGAACGCCUUCUUCAAGGUGCCCUCCCACCACAACGGCCAGCAAUUGAGCACGAAAGAGCUAGAACACCAAUUCAGGCGUGUGUACGAGAUGGCAGACAAGGCUCCAGCAGUCGGCGUCAUGACAACCGAGAACCGUGACAACUGGACAGAGAUGCGCGAGCGUCUGAUCAACUCGAACGCGGGCAACAAGGCUACUCUUGAGGCAAUUGAGUCUGCAUCGUUCGUAGUCUGCUUGGACGACGCGACACCAAUCACCCUCCACGAGCGAUCGCACCAAUACUGGCACGGAGACGGCGCAAACCGCUGGUUCGACAAGCCAGUGCAGAUGAUCGUCAACGACAACGGUACCUCUGGCUUCAACGGCGAACACAGCAUGAUGGACGGCACACCCACACAUCGCCUCAACGACACUGUCAUGCACUGGAUCUUCAACGAGAAGCUCGACUUUGAGAACCCACAGCUACGAUCCGACAUCCCCGACCCAAUGCCUAUCCGAUUCCAGCUCUCCGGUGAGAACUACGCCGACGUCGCUCUAGCCACCACCCACCACGUCGGCCUCAUGAGCCAGCACGAACUCCGCGUCGAGGCAUUCCAGGGCUACGGCAAGGGUCUCAUGAAGAAGUUCAAGUGCUCGCCUGACGCAUACGUGCAAAUGGUGAUCCAGCUCGGGUACUUCAAGUUCUACGGAAAGAGCCGACCAACCUACGAAUCUGCUGCCACCCGCCGCUUUCAGGAAGGACGAACCGAGACUUGCCGAACUGUAUCUGAUGAGAGCGUUGCGUUCUGCAAUGCUAUGCAACAUCCUCUUUCGACUGAUGCUGAGUGCCGCGAGCUCUUCCGCAAGGCAAUCUCGGCGCACACUGAGUACAUCACGGCCGCCAGCGACGGAAAGGGUGUAGAUCGCCACCUCUUCGGUCUGAAGAAGCUCCUACAGAACGGCGAAGACACUCCCGAGAUCUUCAAGGAUCCAGCAUAUGCUUACAGCGGUAACUGGUACAUCAGCUCUUCGCAACUCAGCUCGGAGUACUACAAUGGAUAUGGAUGGUCGCAGGUUAUUGAUGAUGGUUGGGGUAUUGCCUACAUGAUCAACGAGAACAGCGUCCAGUUCAACAUCGUUAGCAAGAACCUUGGAGCGGAGCGUAUGGCUUUCUUCCUCAAUGAGGCUGCGCAGGAUAUUCGUGCGGUUAUGGAGGCCGAGGCAAGCGAGAAGCCGAAGGCGAGGCUCUAG